Colletotrichum graminicola M1.001 is the source of this 279-nucleotide messenger RNA. RefSeq lists its product as uncharacterized. The transcript is spliced from 3 exons. NCBI's taxonomy places the organism in Eukaryota, Fungi, Ascomycota, Sordariomycetes, Glomerellales, Glomerellaceae. The record is from RefSeq and is a predicted model, not a curated record. Bases 1 to 279 code for a protein of 92 amino acids.
AUGUGGUAUCAACACUACAACCAGCAACAUCAACCCAACCACAAACCUGACCAUGUCUAUAAACAACAGCCCAUCCAAGACCGCGCUCAAGUUCGUCCUCCUCCUCCCAAGCAGCCCAAGGCCAAGGGCAAGCUGGCGCUCCUGGAGGAGAAGGCGAAGGCGACCAAGACCCCACCCACGCACUCGACCCAGCCCACGAACCAGCUUAAGAACUACCACGCGGUUGGGGGCAGGAACAUUGGCUCGAGGGCGAGCGAGCUCGGAUGGACGUCUGAGUAG